CAUCCAAGCGCAUUACACUCCGCCCUCGUGACCAAUACUUUUUGCAGUAUUCCCCUUACCCCCUCCGCUGCAAGUGCACCAGGCAACCGCGCGCCCAAGCGCACGCUGGUGCACAACAUGGACGACAGCGUGGACGACAACGACGCGGUCUGCAUCGCUCAGACCGAGCCCGUGGCAGACCUUGCGCCGCCGCCGGGCCCUGCGCCGCUGCUGGUGCUGCUGCCGCUGCCGCCGCUGCUGCUGGUGCUGCUGCUGCUGCUGCUGCUGCUGCUGGUGCUGCUGGUGGCGGGGCCAGGCCCUCCACUACCACCGCCGCCGCCGCCACCGCGGCGCAGGGCCGCAGGCCGCGCUCUACCAAGGCGCAGGGCCGCAGGCCGCGCUCUACCAAGCAGCAUCAACAUCAGCGCGUGCCGCUUGUUCGUCGCAGAGUUGACGUCGCGGCCCUGCGGUGCAACGUUCAACCGGACGGCGCCUGAGCCUGUCUGAUACCUGAUACCUGACCCCCGAACCAGACUGAACCUGGGCCUGGGCCUCCCCACACCGUCCCGCCCGCAGUGUUGGCACACUUGGACGUCGCGGGCACGCGAGUCACCAAACGGAAUCACCACUUGCAGGCAGCGCUGCCCGUUACCGAGCAGACGCUGUCCACAUUUUGCGCACAUCUGCAUCUACACAUUUCAUAUGCAGCUGAGUGCUUGCGCCCUAUAACGGCCGCUGCCGAGUUGUAAGAACAGGACUACCUGGCUGGUGUAGUACUCGUCCACGCAGGGCUUGCAUCAAAAGCUAACGCUAAAACUAGGCUUUUUUCUUUGGGCCCCUGGAUGCCGUGGGCAAGAGCGUGGUUAGGGCCCUUCUCGCCAGCGGCGGCGGCCUACCCCUAGUAUGUACAUACACCUGGUGGCCAGCAGAAUGUGCCGGGCGGGCGAAAGUCUGGGCACUCGAGAGGGUACAGGUGCAGGUGCAGGGAUGCUGGGACACGGCAAGGGCGUAGAUGCCUGUAGAUAGGCUGCAGAUGUUGCGGGGGGGUCAUCCAUGCACUGUAACCGCCGCAGGCCUGAGGCAUCUACAAGAUAUGUGCACUGGAAUUUGGGCGGUUUGGGCCUGGCCACACAUGGCGCCACCCCAGCAUAGAUGUGGAACCUGCCCCAAUUCGGGCUCCCUUUUCUGCCUUGCCUCGCCCUGUUUUCGCCCCUGCUUGUCACGCUGUCGCCCGGCCACUGCUUUGCUGCAUUCUGUCUGCAUUUUCUCUGCGGUUGCCUCUGGUGCUCAUCCGUGGACGCUGGUCAUCUUCCUGCAGGUGCGCUGCGACUCUGCAUCGCGAGUGUGGCGUUGCGGUCUGUCUGUGUGGUGCUAUCGCCUGGCCGGGCGCCCGGAGCGUGAGGAAUGCGCAUCAGCAAACUUCCAGCCAGCCAGCAACUUGUCGGUACAGUAACGCCGGCGUUCGACCAGCCAUGCACUUCUGCUCUGCCACUGCAAACUGUUUGCUGUCUGCUUACGGGUCUGGGCAUCAGCUGCACCCUACGGGACCUCGCCACCCUCUGCGCCACCCUGCCUUGAACCCUGUCCCAUCACACACCCAAUGUGGGCGGAAUGCCACCAACGAACCGACACGUGUUCCCCGGUCACGGGAAAAGGGGCUGAGCCCCUCCACAGUAACCAUCAGAUGUAGCUAGCUCUGACAGGUUGAACACGCCUGUGUGCUAGGGCUGCGAGUUGCGGUGCCAUACAGUGUGACAGGUUGUGAUGGGAAGCAGCAGGGGUUCCAUGGGAAGCAGGGGUUCCAUGGGAAGCAGGGGUUCCAUGGGAAGCAGGGGUUCCAUGGGAACCCCUGAUGGGAAGGCAUGGCUUGCACGUGCGCGGAGGCAGGUGCCGUGCUGUCACUACUGCUAAUAACCAUUGGGCGCAGCACUGGCGGGUCGUGUGCGCGUGUGUGCUAGGGGCGCUAGGUGCAGCGUGUGGGACUGUGACAGGCCGUGAUGGGACGGCGUGGCGUGCAUGUGUGUAGAGGGGCGAAACGAACCAAAAAUUC
This is a messenger RNA of Chlamydomonas reinhardtii, 2029 nucleotides long. RefSeq lists its product as uncharacterized. The record is from RefSeq and is a predicted model, not a curated record. The coding region runs from base 118 to 486 and encodes 122 amino acids. Lineage: Eukaryota; Viridiplantae; Chlorophyta; Chlorophyceae; Chlamydomonadales; Chlamydomonadaceae. The transcript has 2 exons.